UUUCUGGACGCGUGGAAUCAGACGCAUUCAAUGAGCGACGCGCCGCGGAUCAUCACUGAAUGCAAACGCUGACGCGGCGAUGGGCUCAGAAUCUCUCCACGACUGUCUGCGCGGACGGUGUCUGGGUGUCCUCCGACGGAUGGAGGUCAGCGGCCGCUUCCGCUAUUACUUCCAGCACCCCUGGUCUCGUCUGGUGGUGGCCUACCUGGUCACCUUCUUCAACUUCCUGAUCUUCGCCGAGGACCCGGUGUCGCACAGCCAGACGCAAGCGCACAUGAUCGUGGUGGGAAACUGCUUCUCGUUCGUGGUGAAUAAAUAUCCCGGAGGAGGAUGGGACGUCCUCAAGGUCCUGAUGUGGAUCCUCGCCAUCAUCACGGGCCUCAUCGCCGGGAAGUUCCUGUUCCAUCGGCGCUUGUUCGGUCGUCUCCUGCGUCUGAAGAUGUUUCGUGAGGACCACGGCUCUUGGAUGACCAUGUUUUUCAGCACGAUUCUCUCGCUCUUCAUCUUCUCUCACAUCUAUAACCUCAUUCUGCUCAUGAGCGGACGGAUGGGGCCUCACAUGGUGACGGAGUACAUGGGCAUCAGGAACGAGAGCUUCAUGAAGAUGGCUGCAGUAGGAACGUGGAUGGGAGACUUUGUGACGGCGUGGAUGGUGAGACUCAAACCACAACCUGUUUUGCUGCUGUGUGUGUUUGUCAGGACGGUGCUGUUCUCUCUGACCUCUGUGGUGGUUCUGGUCAUCAGUACGGACUGGAUCAGGUGGGAUAACCUGAACCGCGGCUUCUUGCCGAGCGACGAGGUCUCCAGAGCAUUCCUGGCCUCCUUCAUCCUGGUCUUUGACCUCCUCAUCAUCAUGCAGGACUGGGAGUUUCCUCACUUCAUGGGCGAUCUGGACAUGAACCUCCCGGGUCUUUCCACCACGCAGCUGAAGAUCAAACUGCCCGUCUGCAAGCGCAUCUUUAAGGAUGAGUACCACAUCCACAUCACGGGGAAAUGGUUUAAUUACGGAAUUAUCUUCCUGGUCCUCAUCCUGGACCUCAACAUGUGGAAGAACCAGAUCUUCUACAAGCCCUAUGAAUACGGUCAAUACGUAGGUCCAGGAGAGAAGAUCUACACUGUGGAGGAUCCAGAAACGCUGCGCGACUUCAACCGCAGCACACUGACCUGGGAGUGGCGCUCCACCAACAUCGACCCGCGCACCAACCAGACGUACGUCCAGAGAGACAUGUUCCUUCACAGCCGCUACGUGGGCGCCAGUCUGGAUGUCAAAUGCCUGGCGUUCAUCCCGAGUCUGGCGGCCUUCGUGCUCUGCGGGUUCUUCAUUUGGCUGUUCGGACGCUUCCAAGACAGCGAGACGUUCCCUGAGAAUCAAGACAAGAGCUACGAGCGCAUCAAGCGCAAGUCGCCGUCUGAUCUGGGAGUCACGCCGGAGGAAGUGCACAUCACCAUGAGCGAGGCCUUGAAGAGGAGCGGGACGCCCAUGCUGCUUCUGGUGGACACUCAUCAUUUCGGGUCGUCAAACAACUCCAUGUCGCCGUGUUCGAACGAAACCCAGGAGACCCAACCCAGUGUAGCCGUUGACAACAACGCCCAUGAGGACACAGCUGAUGUCAAAAAACUGACCCCAUGACCGUAACCAAAGGUCAAAUCGGCUUUCUGAGAUCCUCAGCGUUGUUUGAUGUCCAACAGACUUGGUGUUCAAAGUCCUCGGGAAAACUAUCACAGACUCUACCUUGAAAUUUGUAUUUUUAUAUCAAGCGAUCUUGCACUGCGCACCAACUUUCUGAACUUUUUCCACAUUUUCAAGGACAUUGGUCUUUGCUGCUGGAUGUUUGACUUUUCUAUCUCUUUUUUUAUGUAGAUACUUUUGUGCCUACAUGGAUGAAAUGUUGUCCUCACAGUGAACGCAUGGCAUGAUGGUCAUGAAAAUACUUGUAAUGAACACCUAAAUCUGUGCCUUCAUUA
Sinocyclocheilus grahami is the source of this 1965-nucleotide messenger RNA. It is a transcript of the gene tmem117, whose product is annotated as transmembrane protein 117. The coding region runs from base 80 to 1630 and encodes 516 amino acids. The record is from RefSeq and is a predicted model, not a curated record. Gene Ontology annotation, biological process: intrinsic apoptotic signaling pathway in response to endoplasmic reticulum stress. Lineage: Eukaryota; Metazoa; Chordata; Actinopteri; Cypriniformes; Cyprinidae. The transcript has 7 exons.